This is a messenger RNA of Colletotrichum truncatum, 2370 nucleotides long. The record is from RefSeq and is a predicted model, not a curated record. Lineage: Eukaryota; Fungi; Ascomycota; Sordariomycetes; Glomerellales; Glomerellaceae.
AUGAUAAAUGGACUGCUCCUCCUCUUCUUCUGGCGAACCUUCGUUCUGCCGGUUCUGCCAUGUCAGGUUACUCUCUACCGGCUUGACACCGUUUCAAUCAGCAUGAAGCACCUCUCUCUCGCCGCGGCCCUCGUCGCCGUGGUGGUGCAGCCAUGGCUAGCUACCGCUGUCAACCUCGAGCUCAACGUCACAGCGUUGACCGGCGGUGAGCUCGAGUCGGAUUGGACCAGUGUUUACUACUCCAAGUCGAACCCUCUGCUGCUCGGAAACGACGGUGGCGCAGCUACUGGUGGUUUUCACGCAUGGGACCUGAACAGCGACACGCCUCUCUCCGAGAUCAAGGCUUUGACCACCGGCCGGACGAAGCUAGUCACGACCGUUUACAAUGUGAGCGACAAAGACCUCGCGGUCACCAUCGCCAUGCCGGACUCUAUCAUCCGUGUGUUCGAGGUCCCCUCUUUUACCGAGAUCCAGGCUGCCCAGACCACCGCUCUGGGCGAUUGGUCCGCCCUGUGUUCAUGGCGCAGCAAGAGUCUGAACGACUAUGUCUUUCUUUUCGGAAAGGGACAAAUCAUUCAAUACCUCAUCCGUCAAGGGAAAUCCGAUAUUGAGCUAGUUGAGAUCCAAACUUUCUCAGCACCAACCGAAUUCUCCGGCUGUGCCGUCUCUCGAUCUCAGUCCAAGAUGCUUCUCUCCGCCGACGACGACAAGGACAUUUAUGUGUUCAAUCUCACUGAAUCUACCGAUGCUCCCGAGGUUACGAAGCUUGGCGAGGCGGCAGAGGAUGUGACUGGCAUCGCUGUGUAUGCCUCCAAUUCAACUGGCCAAGAUUACCUGUUCGUCGCCCAGGAAAGCGCCAUUGCCGUUUACGAAUAUCCGUUCGAGCUUCUUGGUACUAUUGCACUGACUGGUCUGGAGGAUAUUGAAGUUCAGGGUCUCAGUAUUUACCAGGGAGCAACCUCAAAGUACCCCAAUGGUGCCAUUGCCUUCGCCAUUGAGGCCGACGAUGUCGCUGGAUUUGGUCUUGUGUCUCUGGAUGGUGCCCUCAGUGAACUCGCCGUCUCCUCCAACACCGAAUACGACCCUCGAUCCCCAGUCGGAUGCCGUACUCGUUCCAAAAUCUGCGAUGCAUGCUCUACCAACGGGUACUGCCAAGACAACGCCCUUGGAUGCGCCUGCUUCUCCGGCUUCACGGGCGAUAAGUGUGACCAGUUCCAGUGCACCGAUAACUGCUCCGGGCGUGGCGAAUGCGUCGGCCCGAAUCAGUGCAAGUGUGAGAACGGAUGGGGAGGACUCCAUUGCUCGUUCCUUCUGGUUGAGCCUUCGUACGAGACUGACCAGAAUGGCGGCGAUGGUGAUGAUCCCGCUAUCUGGAUCUCGCCCGAGUCUGCCGACAAGUCUCGUAUCAUUACCACGACCAAGUCCACUCAAGGAGCUGGCUUGGGUGUCUUUGACUUGACUGGCAAGCUACUCCAGACCAUUUACGCCGGUGAGCCUAACAACGUCGACAUCAUUUAUGGUUUCCAAGUUGGUGACCGCAAGGUCGACCUCGCCUUUGCUGCCUGCCGCGCAGACGACACUCUAUGCCUUUUUGAGAUGACUUCGAAUGGCACUCUCACGAACAUUCCAGGCGGUAUCCAGCCUGUCGUGCCCGGCUACACGGUUUACGGCUCGUGCGUUUACCGGUCCCCCAAGACCAACAAGCAAUACCUCUUCGUCAACGAAAAGUCCGCCAGGUAUCUGCAAUACGAGUUGACUUCCACGUCAAACGGUACCCUUCAAACUACCCUGGUCCGCGACUUCACCGGCGGCUCGGGUGGUCAAGUCGAGGGUUGCGUUACUGAUGAAGAGAACGGCUGGAUCUUCCUCGGCGAGGAGCCAUCUGCUCUUUGGCGAUAUGACGCCGAGCCCGACUCCAAAGAACCAGGUGUGAGAGUCGCCUACGUCGGUGACGGCCAUAUCUAUGCCGAUGUGGAGGGCGUUACUCUGGUAUACGGCGCUCAGCCUGAUCAGGGCUACGUCAUUGUCUCUAGCCAGGGUGUGAGUGCCUACAACGUGUAUCGCCGUGCCGCUCCGCAUGAGUACGUCACGACUUUUACCAUCACCAAAUCUGCAGACGGUCAGGUCGAUGCAGUUUCCAACACCGAUGGUAUCACUGCGGUCGGAACAAACUUGGGCAAGGAUUUCCCUCAUGGUCUUGUUGUUGUACACGACGACGCGAACCAGCUCCCGGGUGGAAGUACCAGCACGGAAGCCAGCUUUAAGCUGGUCAGCCUUGAAAAGAUUCUCGGCGCUGAUGCACUCAAGUCGCGCAACUUGCUCGACGACGUCGACGCCAACUGGGAUCCCAGGAAGCAGAUUAAGCAAUGA